Messenger RNA from Exophiala viscosa, 1383 nucleotides. Its product is annotated as actin like protein 2/3 complex, subunit 1A/1B. Gene Ontology annotation, cellular component: Arp2/3 protein complex; actin cytoskeleton. The record is from RefSeq and is a predicted model, not a curated record. Gene Ontology annotation, biological process: Arp2/3 complex-mediated actin nucleation. The transcript has 2 exons. Gene Ontology annotation, molecular function: actin filament binding. NCBI's taxonomy places the organism in Eukaryota, Fungi, Ascomycota, Eurotiomycetes, Chaetothyriales, Herpotrichiellaceae. Bases 183 to 1274 code for a protein of 363 amino acids.
GUCUUUCUCAAGGCUGAACCGAAAAUUAGCCGCUCCGUGUCAUCCAGCAUCCAACAUCCCACUCACCCUCACGCUCACCUCAAUUGCAAACUGCGGUCGUAGAUUCUGCCACCUUUACAACCCUUUCAACCCAUUCCAAGCGAUAGUAGAGAGCUACUCCUAUCGCCCGGCCUCCCUUCACAAUGUCUGGUCCAGAAGUCCAUCACCUCUUCCACCAGCCAAUCGCCGACCACUCCUUCUCCGCAGACCGGCAGACGCUCGCUGUAGCCAAAGAAAACACCGUCGAACUCUACGGCAAAUCCGGGUCCAAACUCGUUCUGAAAGAUGAACUCAAAGGCCAUGACAAGACGGUCACAGGUGUCGACAUUGCUCCCAACAGUGGCAUGAUCGUAACUUGCUCACAAGAUCGAAACGCCUACGUCUGGGAACCCUCGCCUACAGGCUGGAAACCAACCCUCGUCCUCCUCCGAAUCAAUCGCGCAGCCACAUUCGUCCGGUGGUCACCUUCCGAGAAGAAAUUCGCCGUGGGUUCCGGCGCGCGACUGAUUGCCGUAUGCUACUUCGAAGAGGAGAACGACUGGUGGGUGUCGAAGCACCUGAAGAAGCCGAUCCGGAGCACAGUGACGACUGUGGCAUGGCAUCCCAACAGCGUGUUGUUGGCAGCUGGGUCCACGGACUCCCACGCCCGCGUCUUCUCAGGCUUCAUCAAGGGUAUCGACGAGCGGCCCGAAGCGAGCGUCUGGGGUGAACGACUGCCGUUUAACACUGUGUGUGGCGAGUACCUGAACGACUCGGCGGGUUGGGUUCACGCGGUGUCGUUCUCGCCUAGCGGUGAUGCCCUCGCGUUCGCUUCUCACGAUAGUAGUAUCACCGUCGUGUACCCUAGUGGUCCGGACCAGCCGCCGCGAGCGAUGCUGAGUAUUUCGACGCAAACGUUGCCGUUCACGAGUUUGAUAUGGAACGGCGAGGCCGAGAUCAUCGCCGCAGGGUAUGACUGUGAGGCGUUCAAGUUCCGUGGCGGAGAAGAUGGGUGGGAGUUUGCGGGGAGUGUUGAGGCGAAGACCAGGCCUGGUUUGGAAAAUGCGAGAGAAGAGUCGGCGCUGCAUAUGUUCCGCCAGAUGGAUCUCAAGGGAAAAGUCAAGGAUGACACGGUUUUGAAUACGACGCAUCAGAAUACUAUCAACACUGUGCGUGUGUAUGAGGGGUCGGCUGGUGGUGUGCGCAAGUUCAGCACCAGUGGUGUCGACGGACGGGUGGUUGUUUGGACAGUAUAGAUGAUAUCAAAGACAUACGCUCAAGCAGCAGUUCAUACACAAGGUCGUAGUUGAACUGUCAGCACAAAAGCAAUAGAUUUGUAAAUCAUAGACCAGCUCUAUCUGCUCU